Leucoraja erinaceus (little skate) is the source of this 6661-nucleotide messenger RNA. RefSeq names its product protein TANC1-like. Gene Ontology annotation, molecular function: protein binding. The record is from RefSeq and is a predicted model, not a curated record. Bases 163 to 5745 code for a protein of 1860 amino acids. The transcript is spliced from 27 exons. Lineage: Eukaryota; Metazoa; Chordata; Chondrichthyes; Rajiformes; Rajidae.
GCUCACUGGAGCCUGUGGGAGGAGAGCGACUCCCAACCAGACGGAGGGCGGCCGAAAAACAGGAAAGUUCCAGCCCCGACUCGACGACCUCUCAAAGUUUUGUUGUUUUUGAUAUAAAGUUGGGGCGAAUCCGACCGCCAAAAAGUUCAGAAAGUAUCCACAAUGUUCAAAGCUGUUUUGAAAAAAAGUCGUGAAGGUGGAAAAGGGAGCAAGAAAGAUUUUGAAAGAACAGAUGCAUGCAAAAUGGAGCAUCAUAAAGACAAACUGCACCUUGGUGUUGACAAUGGACAGCAGAGGCAGAAGAAGGGAGACUCGGGUCUUUUAGAUUGCAGUUCUGCCCCCUUUUCAGUACAAGAUGAUGUAUACAAAAUGAAUGUCUCCAAAGGGGUAUCUAUGUCGCUUCCAUCUUCGCCUCUCCUGCCACGUCAGCCAUUUGCAAUGCAUGCAUGGACAGGCAAAAGGUCCCCAGGCCAGAUCAGGAAGCUGAAGUAUGUGGAAAGUCCUAAGGUACCAGGAGAUACAAUUGCCUCUGCAUUGACCAAGUUAGCAGAGAAAAGGGACCAUUCCCAACUUGGACACAAUGAGUCGCAAAAAAGCAAUGAACGAAGUUCUUCCCCUGCUGCUCAAGAACUCAUGACAAGAUUGGGCUUUCUACUGGGUGAAGGAAUUCCAAGUACUGCUCGUCUGCCUGCAGAAGAGAAGAAUGAAAAAAUGAGAAUCAGUCCAUGUUCGACACUAACCAGCAGUACUGCAUCUCCAGGCACUGACAGCCCAUGCUCAACUCUGAAUAGUUCUAUCAGCAAGCCACCUCAAAACAAACCCAGUCCUUGUGGGACUACCACCAGCUUAAGCUCCACACUCGAAAGCAAGGACAGUGGCAUUAUAGCUACAGUAACCAGCUCAUCUGAAAAUGAGGAGAAAAGUGGUUCCAGUCUAGAAUGGAACAAAGAUGGAAGCAUGAAGGACUGUCUACAACUUGGUAUCACAAAGAAUUUAAGAGCUGAAAGGAGUUUGCCUGAAGCAGAAGAGGGUGCACACAGUUCGGCCUUAAGUCUGUCUAAAACAGAAGCCACUUUAGAUGGCCCUGUUGCUUAUUUGAACCAGUCUGUGCCACCAUACCUGAUGCCAAGACCUAAUUCAGUUGCUGCAACCAGCUCAGCAAAGUUGGAGGAUUUGAGUUAUCUGGAUGAAAGGAACACCCCUCUGCGUACCUCUAUGAGGAUGCCGUGGCAUAACACAGCUGGAGGGAAAGUACAGCAAAAUAUAAAAGCACGAUUUACUCCCUACAAACCAGUUGAUAUUGUCUUAAAGCCAUUGUUGUUUGAAGUGCCAAGCAUCACUACAGAUUCAAUAUUUAUUGGUCGGGAUUGGCUGUUCCAGAAGAUAGAUGGGAAUUUUAAAAAUGAGCUGUCUCCAAUGAACAAAGGAACAAUAAUUGUUGGAAAUGUUGGAUUUGGGAAAACGGCCAUUAUUUCCAGACUGGUGGCACUGAGCUGUCAUGGAGGUCGAAUGAGACAAAUUGCAUCAAACAGCUCUAGUGCAUUCUCAAAAAAUGCGGACCCACAUCAGGAACCUGCGAUGAACCAGCCACUCCAAAUCUCUCCUCCCUAUCAAUGUACUGACACGUUGGGCAGUGAGAAUUAUCCUGGAACACCUGAGCUACAAAAGCAAAGGGAUGAAGCUUUGAAGAGACUUGCAGCUCAGGUUGUUGCCUAUCACUAUUGUCAGGCUGACAAUACUUACACGUGCCUUGUGCCAGAAUUUGUCCACAGUAUAGCAGCUUUACUUUGUCGUGCACCACAACUGACAGCCUUCCGAGAAAUGUUACUGAAGGAAUCGUACCUUCAAAGCGUACUCAGUCUACGUUCCUGUGUCCAAGAUCCAAUUGCUGCGUUUCAGAGGGGUAUCUUGGAGCCACUUGCAAACCUGAUUAAGGAAAACAAGAUCUCUGCAGAGAACUACAUUAUUUUAGUAGAUGGCCUAAAUGAGGCUGAAUUCCACAAACCUGAUUAUGGAGAUACGAUUGCUUCUUUUAUCAUUAAAAUAAUUCCCAAGUUUCCAUCUUGGCUGAAGUUGGUUGUUACUGUAAGAACCAAUCUACAGGAUAUUGCACACCUACUUCCAUUCUUCAAAAUGUCUCUGGAUGAUUUUCCAGAGAAUGAAGAUAUUAACAGGGAUCUGAAUGCAUUCAUCCAUCACAGAAUUAAUGGUAGUCACAGCAUACUCAGUAACAUCGCUUUGAGUGGAAAAACUGACACCAGUACAGUGAGCAAAGUUACCAACCAUCUUAUCAUGCGAAGCCAAGGAUCUUAUCUGUAUUUGAAGCUGACUUUAGAUUUGUUUGAAAAAGGUCAUCUUGUCAUUAAGAGUACAAGCUACAAGGUAGUGCCUGUCUCCUUGUCAGAAUUGUACCUUCUGCAAUGCAACAUGAAGUUUCUAACACAAACUUCCUUUGAAAGGGCCCUCCCUGUAUUAAAUGUUGCCUUGGCAUCCCUUCAUCCAUUGACAGAUGAGCAGAUUUUCCAAACAAUAAAUGCUGGCUUUGUGAAGGGUGAAUUGGAAUGGGAGGAUUUCCAGCAGAGGAUGGAGGGCCUUUCAUGUUUUCUGGUCAAACGAAGGGACAAAACACGAAUGUUUUGUCAUCCAUCAUUUAGAGAGUGGCUGGUUUGGAGAGCAGAUGGUGAGAACAUGGAUUUUCUUUGCGACCCAAGGAGUGGGCAUGCACUUAUGGCAUUCAUGUUUUCUCGCCAAGAAGGAAAGCUAAAUCGACAACAGACUGUAGAAUUUGGCCAUCACAUACUGAAAGCACACAUCUUUAAGGGUCUGAGCAAGAAGACAGGCAUAUCUUCAAGUGUCCUUCAAGCUCUUUGGAUGAGUUAUAGCAGUAAUGGAUUGUCUGCUGCAUUUGCAUCCUUACGAAAUCUUUACACUCCCAAUGUGAAGGUGAGUCGGUUGUUAAUUUUGGGAGGAGCCAGCGUGAACUACCGAACUGAAGUGUUAAACAAUGCUCCCAUCCUUUGUGUUCAAUCACACCUUGGGCACCAGGAAAUGGUAAAUCUACUGCUUGAAUUUGGAGCUGGGGUUGAUCAGAUUUCUGAAAGCGGUGUUACAUCGUUAUGCCACGCUGCCGCUGCAGGACACCUGAAUAUUGUGAGUCUUCUAUGCAGGAAAGGAGCUAAGGUUGAUUACACGGAUAAAAAUGGCCAGUGCGCAUUGGUUCAUGCUGCUUUAAGAGGUCAUCAUGAAGUAAUUAAAUAUUUACUCAAAGCAGAUUGGACAUUAAGCAUACAGCACCAGCAAUCUUUCAAGAAAAGUCAAGCUCUUCAGCAAGCCCUGAUCGCAGCUGCAAGCAUGGGACACAGUGAAGUUGUGAAUAAUCUCCAUGCUUUUGAUGGUGAACAAAGAAUAGACAUAAAUAGCUUUGAUACACUUUGGGGUGAAACAGCUCUCACAGCAGCAGCAGGAAGGGGUAAAUUGGAAGUAUGUGAACUUCUUCUGCAACAAGGAGCUGUUGUAUCCCAUCCUAAUCGUAGGGGUAUUUCUCCAGUAUUUUGUGCAGCAAGACAGGGCCACUGGCAGAUUGCUGAACUAUUGUUUCGGCAUGGUGCUGAUGUGAACGCAACAGACAAGCAAGGUCGUACACCACUCAUGGUGGCUUCUUGUGAAGGACAUGUGAACACUGUUGAAUUUCUACUUUCAAAAGGUGCUUCCAUAUCUUCAGUAGAUAAGGAGGGAUUGACUCCUUUGAGUUGGUCUUGCCUGAAGGGGCAAAAAGCUGUGGUUCAGAUUUUGGUGGAGAAGGGUGCAUCUAUUGAUCACACAGAUAAGAAUGGUCGCACUCCUCUAGACCUAGCUGCUUUUUAUGGUGAUGCUGACAUUGUUCAGUAUCUGGUGGAAAGAGGUGCCAUGAUUGAACACGUUGACCACAGUGGAAUGCGUCCAUUAGACAGAGCAAUCGGAUGCUGCAACACUUCAGUUGUGGUAAUGUUGCUUAAGAAAGGUGCAAAACUAGGUAAUGCUGCAUGGGCAAUGGCUACAUCCAAACCAGACAUUCUGAUAAUUUUAUUACAGAAACUAAUGGAAGAGGGCAACCUUCUUUAUAAGAAAGGAAAAAUGAAGGAGGCAGCCCAAAGAUACCAGUAUGCUCUAAGGAAAUUUCCAAGAGAAGGAUUUGGCGAUGAAGUAAAAUCUUUCAGAGAUCUGAAGAUUUCUCUUUACUUAAACUUGUCCAGAUGCCGGAGGAAAACCAAUGACUUUGGAAUGGCUGAGGAAUUUGCUUCUAAAGCACUGGAUUUAAAGCCAAAAUCAUAUGAAGCUUACUAUGCCAGAGGAAGAGCCAAAAGAAGCAGCAGACAAUUUGCUGGAGCUCUUGCAGAUCUACAAGAGGCUGCUAAGCUUUGCCCGGGCAACCGAGAAAUAAAGAGACUUCUUGCACGGAUUGAAGAGGAAUAUAAACAGGUGCAGCGAACACAACAGCAAAAACAACAAUUUCAGCAACCGCAGCAAAACAUUGAAUCUGAUAAUGAAGAAGAAUUAUUAAGCCAGCACCUUGAGAAUGCGCCACUUGAUGGACUCGACGAGCUUGGUGCAUCUAAUGAAGUCAUGACCAUCUCAUCAAGGCCACAGCAAUGUCCAAACACAUUUAAAAAGUGUCCGCAAGAUAUAGUUUCUCAGAAAUUAAGACCGGCAUCACCUCAGAAUAAAUUGACACACAAGUAUCUCAGAGAACCACUCUCACAACAAGGAAUAGUUAUGCAACCACCUAAACAAGCUCAAAUUGUGAAAACAAACCAGCAUAUGAAUUUGGUACAAGCUGGAGGAAGAACAGCAGGUUACCAAUAUAGCAGUAAAACUCCACUCCCAACACAAUUUCCUCCAAUUCCUUUGCCGGGCAACAGAAAUGUACAACUGGAGCCUGCAAUUAAUAGUGGAAAUCAUUCUGGAACUUGUGGAGAAAGAGUGACCUCUGUUAGGUCUGUACAGCAGAAGCAUGAAGGACAAACAGCAACUGAGGUUUUUAUAAAUACAGGAAUACCAUCAGAAAUAACACAUGUAGAGUCCCAGCAGAAAACAAAUUUACCAGAAAAUACAAGUCAAGUUAAAGAACUGGAUACAACCCAUCAAGGAUUUGUGACUUGCAUCUCUACACCAAUGCAUGAACCAGUCAUGAAAGUUUCUGGUUCAACCACCAGUGUUGUCCCAAAUAGUAGCAUUCCUGGAGGGCAGACUCCAGAUCCAAUGCAGACAUCUGAUACUCAUGUCAAAAACAGUUUGGAAUGCACAAUAGAAAAAUCCAACCCAAACUUGAGUGGGACAGAUAGACCAAGGACUACGCCAUUUAUGGGAGUUAUUGAUAAAAGAGUCAGAUCCCAGCAAUAUCUGCCCAGCGGUCAACAGAUUCGUACCUGGCACGACCAGUCCGCGGAUGCAUUAGUUGCAAAUUCUACCUCUAUUACUGGUGGUCAAAAUAUUCACUCCGAGGUGCAGCUUGCCAAAACUAUCAGUCCCUACCACGAUCCUAUGAAACUUCCAACUCCAGUCUCUGCUGGAACACUUCACAAUGGAAUGCAUUCCAAGCCCGGUCAAACAACCAUGAACAUUCAAGAACCCAGUACAUCCGUGACUGUUCCGCAUUCUUUACAAGAGAGUAUUUCUAAACCACAAUCUAACGUAGACCGAGACGUUCAUUCAAGUAACAUUAAUUCUGUCAAGCCAAAGCGAUCAUUUAUAGAAUCUAAUGUGUAAAAGUAUCCAUUGGACCAAAUAACACAAGCUGUCAACAAUUAUUAAUACACAUUUUUUUCCCUCUCUACAUUAUAAUUCACUAGUGGAGUAUGCUGGCCCUGGUUAUUGGUCAGUAUGAUGCUUAUCACCAAGGUUUGACUGUUACAUAACAACAUUGCAUGUUGAUUAUAUAACAAAAAUAAGGUUUAACCAAGCUGGCUGUUGCACUGAAUUAUUUUAAUACAGCAUUUAACAAAAGAAUAACUGCACUUUAUGAAAGUACAAAUUAUAAAAUGCCUUAAAGUGCUUUUGCUGUAAUUUAUAAGUAUUUAUAUAGUAUGAAUUAGAUUAAUAUACAAUAUGCCAUCAUCAUUGUUAAUCAGCACAAAGGGAGUUAUUAAAAUUUGAAGCAGUUUUUAUCUCAGCCAUUUGUAAAUUUUAUAAGAGAUCCAGCUUUGAAAUGAAACAAGUCCUUCACUUGCAGAAAGGUUUAUGUAAUCUUAAAAUGAAGUACUCAUUUGUAAUCAGUGUUGCACACUAAUCAAAUUAAAACAUGUUAAUCAAAUAUAGUCAGUGUCAAUUUAAAUGUAAUGGUUUGUUAUCAAUUUAAGUACUAACUUUAUUUAUUGAAUUUGUUCCUGCUUAAGUAUUUGUAAAAGCAGACAUUUUACCUAGUUAUUUUUUGCACAACACGUGUAACUGUUUCAUUAUGACAUGCAUACAUUUUCAUUGCUGUUGCUGCUUAACUGUGGGAAGAAGGCAGUAGUUUGAAACAUUGGUUAAUUUUUGUAAUGACCUUCCAAUAUUGUUCAUGUAUCCUUUGCAACUCUGUUACAAAUAGAGAAAAACCGUUUCAUGUAUUGUUUGAUUGGUUCCUCACUGAAAGCCCAGGUUAAAAUAUGGCACAUUGAAGAAAAAAAAUAAAAUCAUAUUCUAA